This is a messenger RNA of Naegleria fowleri, 5145 nucleotides long. RefSeq lists its product as uncharacterized. The transcript has 5 exons. The coding region runs from base 1 to 5145 and encodes 1714 amino acids. The record is from RefSeq and is a predicted model, not a curated record. Gene Ontology annotation, biological process: cGMP biosynthetic process; receptor guanylyl cyclase signaling pathway; intracellular signal transduction. NCBI's taxonomy places the organism in Eukaryota, Heterolobosea, Eutetramitea, Acrasida, Naegleriidae. Gene Ontology annotation, molecular function: guanylate cyclase activity; peptide receptor activity.
AUGACGACCGUAGUAGUAGGUGGUGGUGGUUCGGUGGUACACUCAGACACCCUCCUCACAACAUCAAGCGAGACUGAAGAAACGAGCUCCGAUGCUCUAGCUUCGAUUCAAAUCAAAAUUAAGAAUGAAAUUUUAAACUUCCUCUACAUGAUGCAGUACAACCAUCGACAGAAAGGAGUGAAGAUCUUUCUAUUGUACCUAUUGUCAUAUGUUUGGAAUUUUUGGACCUGGAUAUGGACGCCCGUUUUGAGUGCAACCGAUUUUCAUUAUGCACAUUGGGGAAGUUGGUUAUUGAAUGUCCUCAAUUACCCUGUAACGUUUUCGAUGGAUAUCAUGCCCUAUAUGGGAUCCUUAGUACUUGCUUGCUUUGUAAUGUUUCUCAUGUUGGUCUUGCUCACGAUCUAUUCCUUAAGUUGGAGAGCAUCACGAGUUUCAUCACGAUAUAUCAAAAUCUAUCAACAAGUGAUUUAUAUCAAAUCAUUUCUUGCUAUUCUGCUUACUGCACCGAGUACAUUUGUGAUGACUGCCUUUGUUGAUUGCAGCUAUGGGUCAACUCCGAUUCGGGUACGAGAGGCCCUACUUGAGUUGGUCAACACACAACAAUCUUUUUCAAAUAUGUCAUCCAGUGCUAGUAGUAGCUCAUUGCUGAAUUCUUUGGGAAAUAGUACAACAAUUGCCUCACAAUAUUCUCUGAAUGUGUUGAAUCGAUAUCCCGAAUAUGAAUGCUUUGGAGUUCAAAAUGUUGCCCUCUUUUCUCUGGUGAUUAUAUUCACUUGCGUUUACAUCAUAUUAGCUUUACUCUCGACAUUUAUCAUUCCAAAUUCUCACCCUCGAAACUUUACACCCAUGAUCUUUGACAGUUUGCUUCUUCAACCCAUUAUUGUUGUUGGAAAUAUUCUUUCCAUUCUUGUGCAUUAUAUGAUACCUCCUCAUCUUGCCUAUGUUCGAUCCAUCUUUCACAUCAUUGUGUCUAUUUUAACCAUAUUGUUUGUUUUCAAAACUGUUCCAAUGAUGAGGAGAGUUGAAAACACGCUUGUGGGUGGUGCUGUUUGUGCUCGUUUAGGCACAAGCAUUGGAGGAUUGAUUUCGUUUUUUGUAAACUCAACCAAUGAGAAAGAAUUAGGAAUUGGAAUGGCCGUAUUGACUGUCGGCAUGACAAUUCUCUUUGCCUUAAUUGGAAGUAUUGCCAUGGAGUUUUACACAAGAUUUGUCAUCAAAUAUAUAAGAAAUAAGUACAUGAUUUUACAUGAAGGAAGCUCUGGAACUGUUGAAAGAGAGGCAUCUCAAAUUUACUCCCAAGUCAGUGAGGACGAUAAUUUUAACAAAUUACUAAUGUUUAUCAAGUUCACCAUGAUGAAAGUUGGAGCCAAGUUGGAUGAUGAGGAUCAUGAUUUAGCACAAAGCAUUGCUUUUAUAAGAGCUGCUUCGGCUUCCAAGUCCUUUACAGAUUUUAACUUGCUUGUUCUUUCUUCAAUAUUAGUUGCCUACGUCUUGCAAGACGAUCCCAAUGCGCACAUUUUCUCUCAAGCAUUGCUGAAAAGAGCAACGAAACGAAGACCCAACAUUUACAGAAGAUAUAUUAUCGGGCAAAAGAUGAAAGAAAUUGAGGUUUUUAUAUCGGACGAGACCAAAUCAGUGGGAAAUACGAUUGAGCUCAAGACGACACUUGCAAAGAUACAAAAGUCAAUGCUUGAACUGACAUCUUUGCAUCGUCAUUUUUGGAAAGAAAUGACAAAUGAGAUAAUUGACCACACAAAGAUUGAAAAAAUUAUGAUUCGUUGUUCAGUAUUAAUCAACGAAUGUGAUGUAAUAUUUAGCCACAUUUUGGCAAUGUAUUACAAUGACAAGACCGUCCUGAGACAAUACGCUCAAUAUGUUGAAUCUUUCAAGUUCAAUAAGGAACUCGCGAACGAGUAUUAUAAUGAGGCGACAAGUUUAGAAGAGGAUGAAUCGCUGCAUCGUAGAUCUGUCUACAAGAAUAGUAAGAAAACCAAAAACAGAGUUCAUCCUGAUGCUUCAGACGAAAAUAAUCAACAAGCAGCAGAGGAAAAAAAGAUCAAAUCAUUUACUUCUUUAUUCAAUAGCACAAAGGAAAUCAAUAAUGAGGUUGCAAGUGAACCAAGUUUAGACAAUUUUAAUGGAAUUGAGAGUGCCACAAAUGAAGCAAAGAGAGAGAUGGUUUUUAGAACUGCUUUAAGCAUUCCUGCAUAUAAGUUUAUUCAAUUGACAACUUAUUUCUUGUACAUAGCAUUUGCGUUGGCAUUAUUGGUUGUUGGAGUUGUCAUAUCAUAUAUUUUCUCGAUGAAUGUCACCAAAAAUGUAACUCACGUCAUUGAUGCAUGCAGUCCAAUAUAUGUGCCAACCAAUGUUCUUGUUGCACUUCGCGGAUAUCAAAUCUAUGCAAAAUCUGGUCUGAAUUCCACCUCUUCUAAACUGAGGAAAACGCCAGUGACUGAACUCUUCAUGGACACUGAAAGCAAUAAGAAAAUGAUUCAAGAAGCACGACAAGUGUUAAUAGCACUACAACAAAAAGCUUAUGACGCACAAUUUGAGAAAGUUGUAUACUCUUACUAUCAUGAACAAUUUUACCCAGUAAUCUUACCAAAGAUUGGUUCCUCCAACGAAAAGCUCUAUAACACCAUCUCUGUUGAAAAUGCAACCAUUACAGAUAUCAAUAACUUAUUUUUGGAGCUUACUGAUAGGUUACUGAGGUCUGAGGAAGGACAAAUGUUAGAAACAUUUUCCAGUUAUGCCUUUAUGUUAAUCUUUAGAAAUCAACAUACCUUCACACAAGCUUACUCAAAUUUUUGCAUGGAAUUUAUGGAUAAUGCAAUGAAAGAUGCCUUGCAAAUCAACAAUAUUGUCACCAUCUACACUGCAGUAUCAUUAUCAAUAUUUUUUCUGUUCAGCUUACUGUAUUUAGUUUAUGAGAGACUUGAGCUAACCGUACUGCAUAAACAAGUGAAUCUUUUGCACUCCAAUGUUUCAAAGAAUGAAAUGGGAAGAAUCUUUCACAUGUUAAGCAAAAAGGUUGGAGAUGAAGUCUCGAUUCACAUCUCAAAGAAUGCUUUAUUCAAACCUCAAAACUUUUUUCUCGUUGUUACCGCUUUAUUGACGACAAUUGUCAUUAUUUGUGGAGGUAUAUUCUUGAACACAACAUUGGGAAACUCAACGUAUUGUUUUGAGAGUUAUGUGACUAUUCAGGACUCUUUUGAUACUUUGACAUAUUUGCAAGAAACAACGUUUUCAAUAUUCGAGAUCUAUGUGCAUCGCGGAACGAUGAUUGACAGAAAUUUACCGCUUCUGUCGCAAAGCGAGUUGUCUGCAAUGAUUUCAAAUUUUGAUAAGGCAGUUAAUAAUUUAAGAUAUUUCUGGAAUUUGUGCAUGUAUGGAAGCUCAACUAAGGCUUAUGACACCCUAGUAGUAGGCAUGUUUCCUGAAAUAGAUCAAAUGAUUAGAGGUGAACUUAAUUGUACGCUUGAAUCCGUCGAGAAAUCAUGGCCUUCUCUUGAAAACAGUUCUUGUGAAAUUGGAAUUGAUUACAUGAUAGCUGACUUGAUAGCGAACGGACGGCAAGUAAUUGAGGACGUGACAGUAACAAAAUCUGCCAUAUUGGAGGACGAAGUCAAUGUGGUCUUUAGCGUUGGUACUCUUCUGACAUUAAUAUCUAAGAAAUUGGUGCAUUUCGCAAGUGUAUUUGCUCAAGACUCUUCCACACCUAUCAUUGAUAAUUUAGUGGUAUUUGCAAUUUUUGGAUUUUUAUCUUUGUUUUUGCUUGGAUUUUUAAUGUUUCAAUCUCUUUCAAACCACUCAAAAACAAUAUUUGCACUGAGGACGAUGUUCAAUUAUUUAAAUAUUGAAACCGUCGAAACCAAUGACAAGUUGAAGAAUUUUGUCCUCUAUCAUACCGUUGGAGAUGGAAUAUUCUCUAAAAUCUUUCAGCAUUCAGUUUCCAAUUCAGAAAGAGAAGAUGCCAAGCUCUUGUCUAUUAUUAAUGGUGCUGUAGAUGGUGUGGUAAUGUGCAAUUCAUCCAUGGGCAUUGACGUGUUUAAUGCUGCAGCUCAAAGAAUGUUUGGUUAUCAAUCACAAGAUGUCGUUGGCAACAGCCUCAUUACUCUAUUUGUUAAAGAAAAGCAAGAGGAAAUCAAGAAAAUGAUUGAAUCCAUGAAAAAUAUGGUCACCGAAAGAGAUCCAAAAGGAGAAACCACAGAAGUGGAAUUACAACGAAAAAAUCAAACUACAUUCCCUGGAAAGAUCAGCAUAUUUGUCACACUAUUCCAAAAGAAACAUGUUAUUACUUGUUUUAUUAAGGACAUUACACCUGAAAAGAAACACAAUGCUCUUCUAGCCGAGGAAAAAAAGAACUCUGAAAAUUUAUUGUUGAACAUUCUACCAGCAGCAGUUGCAAAUCAACUCAAAUCAGGUGCUUCCCUCAUUGCAGAAAAGUUUCCAGAUGUCACUUGCUUCUUUAGUGAUAUGGUGGGAUUUACCAGCAUUUCAUCGAAAAUGUCUCCUAGUGAAUUGGUUCAAAUGUUGAACAUCAUUGUCAUUGGAUUUGAUGACUUGACAGAUAAGUAUCGACUCGAGAAGGUAAAAACCAUUGGAGACGCCUACUUUUGUGCUGGAGGACUGCACAGCGAUGGAGGUCAAUCGGAUAGUCCUGAACGAAUGCUAAGGUUUGCAAUGGAGACUUUUUCUGUAAUACGGAGCUAUAAUGCUGCAAAUAGGAGGAACAACAUUGAUGAGCAAGUAAAUAUUAGGGUUGGAAUUAAUACGGGAGCUAUUGUGGCAGGAGUUAUUGGCCGAAAAAAGUUUGCCUAUGACAUGUGGGGUGACACAAUCAAUGUUGCAUCAAGAAUGGAAUCCACUUCAAAACCUGGAAGAAUACAAAUUUCAAGAUCCACCUACGAAAGAGUGUACGACCUUGGGUUUACUUUUGAAGAACGGAAAGUAGAAUUGAAAGGAAAAGGUUUGACACAAACAUACAUGCUCAACUCUAAACACCACGUUUCUGCAAUUCUCACAAAUGAAGAAAUGCUUGAUUUGAUGGAAACAACACAAGAUAAUUCCAACAUGGGUGAAACAGGCAGUGCAAAGGCUUCUGAAGAUAAGAAUUCUGCAAAUAAGAAUGCUCAGCAAGUUUAA